ACGAAGCUCUUCCGGAUCUCAGCCUUGAAUGUCCUAUACCGGUGUCCUUAAACGAUGCUGGGGCCGAAAAUGAUGAUGGUGCCUCGUUAGAGGGCUUUAUUUUUUGUUUAUCACAUAAACGACACCGGGAGUUUUCAGCCUCGGGCGCACACAGAUCAAAAGCUGUUCCCCGAGCCGUAGACAGAGCUAGAGAUUAAGGAAGAGAGAGAGGAUUGAGAGAGCUGAAGCUCCUCUCCCAUCAGAUAAUACCACUGGCCCGGGUCGGAAUACAAAAGAGAAACCGAGGCUCCAGACUACGGGAUGUAAAAAUAAACCCAAGCUGAAUAGCGCUUGGGCCUGUGAACGGGACUCGGAAAUGGGAACGGCAGUGUUCUAGAAACGCACGCUUAUCAAUGUCCUCCAUGCGCCUCGAGGGAAGAAGAACGGCCUCGAGAGACACUAUGCAGGCUUAAAAUGGUCUUGGGCGCUGAUGUGUCACCACGACUUGGAGUUUUCGAGCCCGGAUGCAGACUGAUCGAGUGCGUUUGCGAUGCUGGAUGCGCGCCUGGUAUUUCUGUGUAUGAACAUUUAAAAAACAACUCUGCCACAUUACAAUGUGGAAUUCCCCACUUGCAAGAUUCAUGUGAUUGUGGCUUAGGAAACCAAUUCUUCUGCUCACUUUUUGGCCAGUAUCAAAGUCCAAGCAUAGAUCACUUUGGAGUGGAGAAUAAGCUCUCAUGUAGGGAACGAGACAUUACGAGCUCUGUUUUAUAUUUUCUACUUCGGCUGUUUUUUUUGACGGUAACUGUUCUGGGGGAAUCAGGACUCUCACUGAUAGAAAAGUCAUAUUUUCUAUAGUUUUAUUCCCUUAUGCUUCUGUUUUAUGGUUAUUGUAUACCUCUCACCAAAACGCUGUUAUCUGCUUUUUUGUAGUCUGACGUCAUCAUCAUCACAUGCCCUCAUCUGGUGAUGCUUUAAGAGAUACGAGAUCGAUCUGUGAACAAGUUAUGUAUGAAUGCUGAAUGCUCAACUGCUGCUUUCCUGUGAGCUCUUUUCUGUGUAGCGCAGGCUUAACAGAGAUUUGCGCUAAAAGAGUUUUGCCGUCACUUUAUUUUCCAUUUAUCGACCAAAUCUUGUUACAUCCAAGCCAUAUGAACUUAAGUUUGAUGAGACUAGACCUAUUUUUGUAUCACAGUGAAGUCAUAGGAUCAUAGAUUACAUUUAUAUUUUUUUUUUAUGCUUCGCCACAUACGCACUUAGCUAUUUCAUGUUCAUUUUAAAUAAGAAAUGCACCUCUUUUCUUAGGAACACAAUCCCACACAUAUUGUUAUUGUUACCAUGGCUACCGACCAUCCUCACUCAGGUGGGAGACAGAUUUCCGUUUCUCUCUGACCCCUCCCCAUUCCCUGUUUUUGUGACGCCUUCAAAUGCCUGUCGGUCUCAGUGUGGGCGGGGCUCUUGGAGACCCCUCCCCAUCCCGCCGGUUCAAGCCCAGUCGCUAUGUGCCUGUGUCCGCAGCAACAGCCUUCCUUGUGGGAGCCACAACUCUGUUUCUCUGUUUCACGUGUCCGUGGCUAUCAGAGCGAUUCUCCUCCUCCAUUGCUCUCUAUAAUACUGUGGUCUUCCUCUUUACAUUGGCCAACUUCUGUAUGGCCACAUUCAUGGACCCAGGAAUUUUUCCCAGAGCGGAGGAAGAUGAGGAUAAAGAGGACGAUUUCCGAGCUCCCCUUUAUAAGACAGUGGAUGUGAGGGGCAUUCAAGUGCGCAUGAAGUGGUGCUCGACAUGUCGGUUUUACAGACCACCACGCUGUUCGCACUGCUCCGUGUGUGACAAUUGUGUAGAGGAUUUUGAUCAUCACUGCCCAUGGGUGAACAAUUGCAUUGGGAGGCGGAACUAUCGUUAUUUUUUUCUGUUUCUGCUCUCGCUCACUAUUCACAUUAUGGAUGUGUUUGGAUUCAGUCUACUAUAUAUCCUACAUCACACUAAACAGCUGGACCAGGUUCACUCGGGAGUCACUGUGGCAGUAAUGUGUGUUGCUGGUUUAUUCCUGGUUCCAGUUGCAGGACUCACUGGGUUCCAUUUUGUCCUUGUAGCAAGAGGGAGAACAACCAAUGAACAGGUGACUGGAAAGUUCAGGGGUGGCGUUAACCCUUUUACGCACGGAUGUUUGAAAAACAUUGCAAACGUUCUUUGCAGCUCGCAGGCUCCCAGGUAUACGGGACGGUUGAGAAAGCCUCAUUCCAUUCAGGUCCAGCCUCCGUUUCUGCGUCCACCUUUAUCUGAAGCCCAACUAGAAGCUAAAGUCUUGGAUAAUGGCAUCCAGCAGUCUAAAAGUAGUCUGGAAAUCAUGGAGAGCCUGUCCACCGAUGCCGACCCCCCUCCACCCCCAAAACCAGAGCACAGAUACCCUGGGCUGCCUCACACACAAAAUGAAGAGUGCAGUUUGCUGACUGAAGCUCCUCCCACACCCUCAUUGUAUAAAUACAGGCCGGCAACAGCACAUUCCAGCAAGAUGACCCGAGGGAACAGUAUGACCGAAUCUCCCUCAGUCCCUGUCACCACGGGUCAGCCCAGCUACCGCUCGGACCCCAGUCUGUCAAGCCGGGGUGGUGCAGGGUGCCGUGGGGGAGGGGAGGUGGGUAGAGCAGGCUCGGGGGGACUGGGUGGGGCCUCCACGUAUGGAGGACGUUCUUAUCCUUCUUUCACUGACACCUUCCUCCAAUCGGCGGCAGCCUCUUGCUCCUCCAGCCUUCGCUCCGCCCAAACAGCGCACAACGCCCUCGGACCACUUAUUUCUGAGGGUACGACGUCCACUAGCUAUAAGAGCCUAGCCAAUCAGACGCGCAACGGUAGCAUGUCGUACGAAAGUCUGCUGACGCCCUCCGAAAGCCCGGAGUUCGAGUCUGCCGCUCAUGAGCUGUCCCCACCCAGACCACACCCUCCAAACUCUCUUAGCACAGCACCAGGGGCCCCGCCUCUUCUUGGGUACACCUCCCCGUACCUGUCUGCUCAGCAGAGGGAGGGCUCUCUCCAGGCCUGCCCUGCCCCCCUAAGACCCUCCCCCAACAGAGCUUUCCUGCACCCAAUGAGCUCACCCCCUUCUCGGGCUCAGCCCCAUUCACCUCGCGCUCGCUCAUUGGGCUCCCCUCCUCCUGGCCCUGCCCCUGGCCAUACACCUCUUGGCAAAUCAGUGUCCUACGCAGGUGGUGCCGAAUUACAACGCCGCCCAGCUAGCUCAGGGGGCGGGACUCCAAUGCAGAAGAUGACUAUGUCUCUGUGCUAAGUUCGACUCUAAGACACAACAUGGCCAAUCAUAACGCCUACGCGCUCAAACCAGCAGGAGGGGUGAAGAAAGUGACUGGGGUUGGAGGAACAACUUAUGAGAUUUCAGUGUGAAUGACAGCUGAGAAUCAGGAUCCGCUCCGUUUUCAACCUUUAAUCCUUAUGGGAUGGAUGUAGGGCUGCUCGACCACAUGCAAAAAAGCAUUCAAGACUUCCUAAGUGAUUUACAGUCAAACUUCAUCAGUCACUGUGGAGGUCAUCAUGUGAUAACACGGACCAGUGACCGGUCUGCGUUUUGUUUUCUGAACAUCAAUGGUACACAGGUUUCACAAAAUUUCUAAUUUUAAGAAUCAUUUGGUAAUUAAAUGUAUUAUCAGUUUAUACACAGGACUGUCAAAUGAUCUACGGACAUUCAGCCUUAGUAGGCGGGACCACAUGAGACGUGCUGUCAUAACUAAUGACUGACGUCCCAUUGACUUCAACAGAAACCACAGGCCUCUCAACAGACAGCCAAUAGGCAUUUUAAAUAUUUACUACAUGAAUCACUGUUCAUGCUUGCAUAUUUCUCAGUCCUUUGUCUUAAAGGGAUACUUCACCCAAAAUGUAUACUGUUUUAAAUUUCUUGUUUUUCCCAUCCCAAUUAUAUUUUCAAUAUAGCGUAAAAUGUUUUAAAGAAUCUUUGAGCUGCUAAAAAAGUAGUCCAAAACACUCUAUAUGUGCUAUAUUAUAAUCUGAUGUCCUUAAAAUACCUUUGUGUGUCAAUUUGAGUUUCUCUCUCGGAUCUCGGUGCGUAUAUUCAUGUAUCUUUUCUGAUUUCAUUUUUGGGUGAAGUAUUCCUUUCAACUUUUUUUUACUUUUUUAAAUAUUAUUUUAUACAGGUACAGAUGUAUUAUUAUGAGUAUUACGUUUAUUUAGACAAUAGUAAUGAGAUGCAGGCAUAGGAUGUAUGAUCGUAACGAUAGGUGGAUGGUGUUUGUCAGAUUUAUAUGGCUGCAUCAGCCUGAUGGAAUUCCAAAGAGACAAGCCGGGUCAGGGACCUGACAGCACAUUCAACAGAUAGGUGUGAAUGUAUCUAUAAAGACACAUCAUUUAUGUUAUUAGAGCACAAAAUAUUUGUUUUGUUACCUUUUACUAAAGAUAUUGUAUGCAAAAUGUAACGCAGUGUCUAUUCGAGAGCCAUAUUCUCUUCACGCGAGGUCAGCCAAUCAAAAGAGAGUUUAUUUAUUGAGCCAGAUGAUGUCAUUGUUCUGGUCGCCUGCAAGUUCAUGCUUGACGCACAAUCAUGUUGAUAUCAAAACUUAAAUUUAAUCUUUCAUUUUUCGUUUUAAACUUGACAUUGGUUCAAAUAAACAGACAAAGUACAGACAAACAGAAUCACAGAUAUAGAUUUAUGCUCAUGUAAUUAUGGGACUGUUUAACAUGAGCAGGUUUCAACCACCUUUUGGCUCAGCUAAGAGGCGUCUGAAUUUGCUUUGGUGCGGAAUGUCAACACAGGGUGGAUUCAGGUCAUUUGGGACCCUUUUCAUUAAGAAAAAUAUCCAAAAGUUGCCCCAUUUUACCCUUAAUUGCCCCUAGACCUUUUAUUGUUUGUCAUUUUCAUCAUGAGUAUGAUUCAGUCUGCACACUGGCUGUGAUGUGUAAUGAUGCUUAGUAUAUUGCUGUUUAAUGGACAGAAUGCAGACUGUUUACACCCUCGUGUAUUCCUUAUUUAUGCUAUCGGCUUUGUAGGUUAGAUUACACUACACAACGGGAAUCCCAAUUAUUGCCCCCAAGCUGCUGUAGAGGUUGAAUCUGGGUGAAUAUCAAAUAUUUUAAUUAUUUAAUAUUUUUGACAGAAAAAAUGUGUAUGAUGGUACAAAAAUCAAAUCCUCUUAACACCCAAUUAAAAUGGAAUGGGUAGGUAAUGAAAAUGAAGGUCAAGAGUUUGAUGCUCGGUGAUUUAGUGUAUGAUUCACCUUUUUUCCCGUUGCUUUUUGUAAAGCUGCCCAAGUGUAUGAUGUGUAGUGUUUUUAAAGUCGUUUCCAUUUUAAACCGUUGUGUAGUGUAAUCCAGUCUUGAGUCAUGCGCAACAUUUUUAACAAUAAAUAAAAGAGGAGUGAACAAG
This is a messenger RNA of Triplophysa dalaica, 5366 nucleotides long. It is a transcript of the gene zdhhc5b, whose product is annotated as zinc finger DHHC-type palmitoyltransferase 5b. The coding region runs from base 1407 to 3263 and encodes 618 amino acids. Gene Ontology annotation, biological process: protein palmitoylation. The transcript has 13 exons. Gene Ontology annotation, molecular function: palmitoyltransferase activity. The record is from RefSeq and is a predicted model, not a curated record. NCBI's taxonomy places the organism in Eukaryota, Metazoa, Chordata, Actinopteri, Cypriniformes, Nemacheilidae.